Colletotrichum truncatum is the source of this 234-nucleotide messenger RNA. The record is from RefSeq and is a predicted model, not a curated record. Lineage: Eukaryota; Fungi; Ascomycota; Sordariomycetes; Glomerellales; Glomerellaceae.
AUGAACUACGCCAACCCGGAACAAGAUGUGAUUGGCUCUUACGGCGAGGAGAAUGUAAAGUUCCUCAAGGAGACGGCUGCUAAGUACGACCCAACGGGAUUCUUCCAACAGCGUGUGCCUGGUGGGUGGAAGAAAUCGGCCAUAAUCUCGAGAGUCGCAAAGUUGUCCGAUGCAAGCGGGGAUAAGACUCACAUUACCGCCACUCGCGAACCCAAAGAUGAAAGUGAAGGCUAA